ACUGAAUCGUCAGGUUUCUCGGUCAGACACCACCUCUAGGAAACAAUAUUAUUACUGUUUAUUCAUAUUUAUUCAUGUUUAUUACUAUCUUGCACGUCAUUUAAAUAAUUUUUAAAAACCACUAUUUGUUACUGUUUACACACAAGCCACAGUUUAUGAACGUUUAGUUUCAAAUCACGGCUCUGAUUGGUCCGUUGGUCAACAAAACGCGCCAAUCAUCAAACGGAUCUCCAUCCACGUUUAACAGUUUGUCAGUUAUUUCCCCCGCAUUAUUUUAUUAGUUAGCUAGCGGGCUAAAACAAACAAACAAACAAACAAACAAACAAACAAGAAAGGUCUGUUGGCAUGUCUGGAGGAGAGCGUCUGUUCUGCUGUGAGGACCCGGCAGUAUGGAGAGGCAUUUAUGCGAAAUACUGGGCUGUGGUGGAGGCAAAGGCUGCUGGGAAGCAGAAGAGUUCAGGGAAACUGCUGGAAUUGGAGAAAUGGUAUCAGGAGGAGCUUCCAGCGGCCAUUUUAGCUCGACCAGAGCGUUCUUUGACGCACCCUGAACUUGUCAAACUCAUGGAGUGGAAAUUAACCAGGGGGAAGUUCCGUCCCCGGCUCAAGCAGCUGAUUGGCUCCAACAGCGAGGAGGCGGUGCUUCGCUGCACCAAAAAGGCAUUCGCUCUCCUUCCUGACGUCCGAUCGGCUAUUGCGGAACUGACUACGCUCAAAGGGCUCGGACCUGCUACAGCGUCAGCUGUAUUAGCAGCAGGAGCUCCUGAGGAAGUCGCCUUCAUGGCUGACGAGGUCGUAGAGAGCAUCGCCGAGCUGAGACCAGUUCAAUACACGGCUAAGCACUUCUCUCUCUUUUUGGAGAAAAUACUGCACAAAACACACCAGCUCAACGAAGCGGACAGUCAGCAUGAUUGGACCCCUCAUGAGGUGGAGCUGUGCUUAUGGGCAUGUGCAAUAGCCAAUCAGAUCCAGCCCUCCCUGCUGGAGGCGUUUCCCCUGAGUUACACUGCCAACAGAGAGACCACAGAGAAGACCAAAGAGGAGGAGACCAGAAAGCGGCCGUCUAAGAGACGCAAGACAGACUAGCGUACACCGGAUUGUAUGUUGUGCUUUGCAGUAUUGGCAUCUAAUGCAUCGUAGCCCAGUGCUAUGAAGGAAAUCAGAUGAUGUGCGAUAGAGCAUGACAAUUCUAAACUGGCUCGGAAUAAUCUUAGGUUCAGUAGGCAUGUUUGUCCAGAAAUCGUUUUCCUACUGAAUGAUCAGGACUUGUUGUAUGGUUUGUAUUAAAUGAUUAUGCUGUUUUUCAAUAUCUAACAGUUUAACCGAUGACCUGUUCAGACCCGUGUUUCUCAUCGACGAUCUCGUCCCCUCAUGUUUCACAAGAAGUGCUAACUCUCUGCGUGCCAUAAGUGUAACCCUUGAUCACAAGCUGAGAAUGUUAACAGAUUCCAGCAAUCUGCAGCGAUCCGCUUGCUAGCUAGAACAGUAGGUACAGAUACAUGAGCUACAAAGUCCCAUCAGCUAACCAACUUGCUGAUCUACUAAUUAACCAGCUUCCUAACCACCUAGCAUAAAUGUGUGAAUUAUUAAUUUCUAAUAAAUUUUCAGGUAUAAAUGGUCUAGCUGAAUCCAUGAUACUGUGGUAAAUGAUAAAGUGCACUAGGUAGAAAAAGUAUUUCCAUUGUCCGAGAUGGCAUUACAGUGUUCAGCUACACUCUGAGAAGUGGUUCUAUCUAGUCAAGUUGGAUCCAACUGGUCAGGUUUGUUCUGGCUAGUCUAGUUGGUUCCAACUGGUCAGGAUGGUUCUAGCUGGUCAGGUUGGUUCUAUCUAGUCAAGUUGGUUCCAACUGGUCAGGUUGAUUCUAGCUAGUCAAGUUGGUUCCAACUGGUCAGGAUGGUUCUAGAUGGUCAGGAUGGUUCUAGGUAGUCAAGUUGGUUCCAACUGGUCAGAAUGGUUCUAGAUGGUCAGGAUGGUUCUAGCUGGUCAGGUUUGUUCUAUCUAGUCAUGUUGGUUCCAACUGGUCAGGAUGGUUCCAGCUGGUCAGGUUGAUUCUAGCUAGUCAAGUUGGUUCCAACUGGUCAGGUUUGUUCUGGCUAGUCCAGUUGGUUCCAACUGGUCAGGAUGGUUCUAGCUGGUCAGGUCGGUUCUAUCUAGUCAUGUUGGUUCCAACUGGUCAGGUUGGUUCCAACUGGUCAGAAUGGUUCUAGAUGGUCAGGAUGGUUCUAGCUGGUCAGGUUUGUUCUAUCUAGUCAUGUUGGUUCCAACUGGUCAGGAUGGUUCCAGCUGGUCAGGUUGAUUCUAGCUAGUCAAGUUGGUUCCAACUGGUCAGGUUGAUUCUAGCUAGUCAAGUUGGUUCCAACUGGUCAGGUUGGUUCUAGCUAGUCAGGUUGGUUCUAGCUGGUCAGGUUAGUUGGGUUUUAUGGUUUUAGAUGGGUUUUGAAGAUUUGUAGACUGGUUCUAGCUGGUUCUGGAUGGUUUGGCUAGUUGGUCAGGCUAGAAGACAAACUAACCCCUGUUAGACUGGGAGGCAAACUUUUCAACAAGCUUGACCAGCGUAACACCAGCUAGACCAGGCCGAGAGAUUAACUAAACAAGCUAAGGCCAGAUAAUUAUGGUGAGGAAUAUAUUUAGGGGACAAUAUGAGUAAGAUAUCCUUUUAUUAACUGCUAACCGCGUUACCCUUGUAGCACAAGUGUAAAAGUAAAGACGCGAACAUUAAACACGUCUUGGUUGGUUGACCACAU
This is a messenger RNA of Ictalurus furcatus (blue catfish), 2742 nucleotides long. RefSeq lists its product as uncharacterized. The coding region runs from base 346 to 1083 and encodes 245 amino acids. NCBI's taxonomy places the organism in Eukaryota, Metazoa, Chordata, Actinopteri, Siluriformes, Ictaluridae. The transcript is spliced from 6 exons. The record is from RefSeq and is a predicted model, not a curated record.